AUGAGCCGCUUCCGUGCGGUGGGCAAGGCCGUGGUCGAUCGACGCCUCUUCUCGCACAAGGCGCUCAAGCUGCCCGAGUACCCCGUGGACACGACGUACCUCGUUGCGCACUACACGGCGCCGGCGCUCGCAGCGGGCUUUAGCGACAGGGAACAAACGCUGCGCCGUUGUGCCAAGCUGCUCGAAGAAGGCAAAAUCGAUGAGCUGGCGCUUCUGCUGCAGCCAUUCCGUGGCGCUGCCCUGGUGAAGGACAAGCCGCCUACGACAGAUCUGCUGGACGCUUUCUCGGGACGGCACUUGGACCGCAUCCGCAAGCGCUUGAACCGACUUCCGCGGCAAAUCGCCAAGGCGUCAGCAAAGCGCGCGGCGGUUGUGAUUCCGCUCUGUACGAUGGCGAGUGAUGGCAGUCCGCACGUCAUUUUCACGCUGCGGUCGUCCCAGAUGCGCUUCCAUCGCGGCGAAGUGUGCUUUCCAGGGGGCAUGGUCGAAAACAUUGACAACUGCAUCGAAGACACGUGCUUGCGCGAGAUGGAGGAAGAAGUCGGCGUCCGCGCCUCGCAGGUCAACGUGCUCGGUGUUUUGCGCUGCGAUUGGUCGAACGUUGCAUCGAUUACAGGCGUGGCCGUGACGCCCGUGGUCGGCCACAUUGCCGACUUCAACGCCGACCUGCUGCGCAUCAACGCGAGCGAGGUCGAGAGCCUCUUCACGGUGCCUCUCUCACUGCUCGUCGAAGACAAGUACUGGAUCCGACCCAAAAACGCAACGCCCGUCUUCACGGCAGGCCCACACGUCAUUUGGGGCCUCACGGCGUACAUCCUCGACAUUUGCGUCCGCGACGUGCUCCUUAUCGACCAGCCGCUCAAGGAAAUUAGCACGCCCGAGCCCGAGUCGCAUUUUGUCUAA
Messenger RNA from Saprolegnia diclina VS20, 903 nucleotides. RefSeq lists its product as hypothetical. The transcript is spliced from 4 exons. The record is from RefSeq and is a predicted model, not a curated record. Gene Ontology annotation, molecular function: coenzyme A diphosphatase activity. Lineage: Eukaryota; Oomycota; Saprolegniomycetes; Saprolegniales; Saprolegniaceae. Bases 1 to 903 code for a protein of 300 amino acids.